This is a messenger RNA of Nannospalax galili (Upper Galilee mountains blind mole rat), 324 nucleotides long. It is a transcript of the gene Smim9, whose product is annotated as small integral membrane protein 9. The record is from RefSeq and is a predicted model, not a curated record. NCBI's taxonomy places the organism in Eukaryota, Metazoa, Chordata, Mammalia, Rodentia, Spalacidae. The coding region runs from base 1 to 324 and encodes 107 amino acids. The transcript has 2 exons.
AUGAAGCCUUUCAAGUUGCUCUGCAUAGGAUUGUUGCUGAACCCUCUCAAUUGCCUCUUGUUGGAGAGAGCUGACCCUCUUUCACCUUUAUCUACCUUUGAAGUGAAAGGAAAUGCAGGAUUCAAAUCACGCUCAGUGAGUGUAUUUGCUGUUAAGAUGAAUGAUCCUGACUUCAGAAGCCCUAAGAGUCAUAUCUCAGGAAACCACAGGUCUUGGAUGGGCAAGCACCUGUCAGAAUUCUUCAGGUGCUCCAUACCUCCAGCAGCCAUUUUUCCUUUUUUUGUCAUCAUAGCAUCAGUGGGAAUCCUCUGCUGGAUCACGUAA